This is a messenger RNA of Phoenix dactylifera (date palm), 929 nucleotides long. Lineage: Eukaryota; Viridiplantae; Streptophyta; Magnoliopsida; Arecales; Arecaceae. The record is from RefSeq and is a predicted model, not a curated record.
GGCACUGGUGGAUCGGAUAGGAUACCAGUUUCGUCUUCACCUGAUCGCUCUCUGCUCGUCAAGCGAUGACGAAAGCCUCCUGUUGUUUUGGUAAAGCUGAAGCCUUCCUUUUGAAGAUGCCAGGAGACGGUGGUCCUCAAUCCUGAUGCCAGGUGUCUCACGCUUUGGUCCUCGAGAGAUGGAGAUAGGCGAGCCAAGCGAGUCGGCCAGCAUCUCUUUCCGAGAAGGAGGGAGUGGGUUGUUCAGGUCUCCCACUACCCACUAAGGAAGUAGCCGAGAGAAUCCUACAGAAAUGAAUUUCCAAGCGAAGUUGGGGACCUUCCUCGACCUCUUGUGGAACCUGAUAGGUGUUAAACCCAAAAAUAAUUCAUUUGCGAUGGAAAAGGCUCUAGGCAGAGGAACCCCAAAGAGGAUUGCAGUAGUGACAGGGGCCAACAAAGGAAUUGGACUGGAGAUAUGCAGGCAGCUAUCAUCCAACGGAGUCCAGGUGCUGUUGACGGCACGAGAUGAAGAGCGGGGGACUGCAGCUGUUGAGAAGCUUCGGGCUUCCGGAGCAUCUGAUGUGGUGUUCCAUCAGCUGGAUGUUACUGACUCAGUUAAUGCUUCUUCCUUGGCGGAUUUUGUCAGGAAUCAGUUUGGCAGGCUUGAUAUAUUGGGGCUAUUCUUCUUGUCCCUCUACUGUGAUACCUUCUUACAGGUUGAAUGGAAUUACCUUACAUUUUUCCGUCAAAGAAAAGAAGAAGAGAAAGGAACAAUAUCUUCUGAUCAUGCUAUAGCUAAUCAAGCUUGUCUAUCCAUCACCAGAGCGUUUUAUUCCACAAUAUCAACAGACAGUUGUAUUAGACUUGGCUAAAAGCCAUUAAGAAGACAACUAAGAUGUAAAGGUAAACAAUGCAGGGAUUCUUGGAACAGAAUCAGACUCUCAAAGA